GGCAGCGGCGGCGGGUGGGUUUCCUGCGGCCGCCUUUGAGCUGACCCGGCAUGGCGGUGAUGGGGGUGCAGGUGGUGCUGAGCCUGCUGGCAGCCAGCCUCAUGCAGAGGAUGGCCCCACACUGCUCCUUCGCUCGCUGGCUGCUCUGCAACGGCAGCCUGUUCCGCUACAAACACCCCUCGGACGAGGAGCUCUGUGCCCUGGCAGGGAAGCAGCGGCCCAAGGCCAAGCGGGACAGGAGAGUGAAUGGUGUGACAGAUGACAAACCCAUCUCUGUACCCCGAGACAUCGACCUGCACCUGGACACCAGCCCCAUCACCACUGUGGAUGCUCUUGUGCUGAGAUAUUUCCUGGAGUACCAGUGGUUUGUGGAUUUUGCUGUCUAUGCCACGGCUGUGUACAUCUUCACUGAGGGCUACUACUGCCUGGUGGACCCCCAGAAGGAGACAAACCUCGGGGUGCUCUGGUGCCUGCUGACAGUUGUGUUCUCUGUCAAGGUUUUCUUCAUGGUGAUGUGCCAUUACUUCCACUCAGAGGAGGGAGGGGAGCGCUCUGUCUGCCUCACCUUCGCCUUCUUCUUCCUCCUCCUCGCCAUGGUGACCCUGGUCAUCCGUGAGGACUACCUGGAGUUUGGCCUCGAGUCUGGGCUGGCUGGUGUCAGCAGCAACCUGGAGAGCAUCCUGAAGCAGCGGGGCUGGGAGUGGACGCUGCCCCUUGCCAAAUUGGCCUUCAAGCUGGGGCUGGUGGCCCUGUGCUCCUUCCUGGGCGCCUGCCUGACGUUCCCAGGGCUGCGGCUGGCACAGACACACCUGGACGCGCUGCGCUUGGCAGCCCACAGACCCCUGACCCAGGUCCUGCUCCAUGUGAGUUUCCUGGCACCUGUCCUGGUGGUGGUGAUGUGGAUCAAGCCCAUCUCCAGGGAUUUCCUGCUCCACGCUCCCAUGGGCAAGCACACAGUGCAGCUCCUGUCAGACUCUGCCUACAGCAGCGCUCGCCUCUGGGCCAUCGCCGGCCUGUGCCUGCUGCGCCUCGGCCUCACCCGCCAUCACCUCCAGGCCUACCUGGGCCUGGCCCAGCGCUGGGUGCAGCACAUGAAGAGGGGAGCUGGGCGCAUCCCAGGCCUGGAGAUCCAGCGGCAGGUCACCAGGAUCUACUGCUACGUGUCCGUGGUCAGCCUGCAGUACCUGGGGCCCGUCAUCCUCACCCUCCACCUCACCCUGCUGCUCAAGACUCUGGGACACUACUCCUGGGGGCUGUACCCAGAGCCCUCUCUCCCUUCAGCCACAGCCCUGCCCCGUGCUGGGGGGCAGGAGGGGCAGGACGUGCGUGUCGCCGUGGAGCAGGUCACGGGCGUCCUGGGCAGCAUCUUCACUCCCCUCUUCCUCCGUGGACUCUUUGCCUUCCUCACCUGGUGGGUGGCUGCCUGCCAGGUCGUUACCAGCCUCUUUGGUCUCUAUUACCACCAGUACCUGGCAGCCUCCUGACUCCAAGGAUGUGCCUCAGGUGGUGCUCAGCUGCUGGUUCCCUCCCUCCCGCCUGGGUCGCUUCCCCGCCUCUGCCCGUGCUGGUGGCACACGUGGGCACACACAGGGGGAUGCUUCUGCCCCCAGCUCUUGGCACAAGGGCUUUUCUGCAGCCAGGCCAGCCUGAGCAUCCCUUGCUCCAGCUGCUGGUCACCACUGUGCCUGCUCCUGCCUGCCUGAUGCUGUGAUUGCCUCAGGGACGGUGGUUCCUGCCAGCCCUGGGCAGAGGCCUCGCUGGGCAUCACCCAUGGCACAGGAGAGGCAUCACCCAUGGCACGGGGGAGGCUUCAGCAGCAGCUUGACUUUGGCAGCAAGGACUUUGGGCUUUGCUCUGCCAAGUGUUUGCCUCCACUGGCUGAGGGUGAGUGUGUGUGUGUAGGGUCACUGCUCUGGCCAGCCAGGUUGGAGCUCCUUUGAGGGGAGGGGGGGUCAUCCCUUUGCUUUGUGUGAAAUCCUCAGGCCCAGCAGCCUCAGCUGUUGGCUGUGUUAGAAAUAAAUAAGGAACCUCAGAGGUUG
Molecule: messenger RNA, 2039 nt
Organism: Colius striatus (speckled mousebird)
Lineage: Eukaryota; Metazoa; Chordata; Aves; Coliiformes; Coliidae
Gene: TMEM161A
Product: transmembrane protein 161A
Exons: 12
Coding region: 51-1484 (477 amino acids)
Source: RefSeq, a predicted model, not a curated record